UGUAUUACUAAAUACAUACCUGUCUCAGGUAAUGCACAAGGAGGCGUGCGCGCUGUGCGUCUUCGAUUUAUUGAUUCACUCAACUUUUUAAAUUCAUCUCUGGAAACUCUCGCUGGCAAUCUCACGCCGGAUCAGUUGAAACUCACCCGUUCAAUGUUUCCGAAUGACGCACAGUUUCAGUUAGCUACGCAUAAAGGUGUGUUUCCCUAUGACUUUGUUACGUCUAGUGAACGUUUGCAGACUGCCUCGCUACCAACAAAGGAUGCGUUCCAUAACGUAUUGAGUGGCACGGACGUGAGUGAUCUGGACUAUACUCACGCUCAAAAGGCUUGGGACGUCUUCCAUUGUGCCACAUUGAAAGAGUACGCACUUAGUUACCUUAGGGUGGAUACUUGUUUGCUGGCCGAUAUAUUCGAAUCUUUUCGUUUCGUUUGCCUACAGCAUUAUUCGCUUGAUCCCGCUCAUUACAUUACCGCUCCCUCGCUCGCAUGGGAUGCACUUUUAAUUAAAACCGGUGUGCGUCUUGAUCUUGUGACCGACCCGGACAUAUACCUCUUCCUAGAGUCUGCCGUUCGUGGAGGUAUUACAAACGUAAGUCGAUGUCACGCGAAAGCCAACAAUGUGUACAUGUCCAGUCACGACCCGAGCCUUCCGUCUUCAUACAUUUGUUAUUUCGAUGUUAACGCACUGUAUGCUCACACAAUGUUGGAUAAGCUUCCUGUGGGUAAUUUCCAAUGGGUUCCCAAGGAUGAGUAUACGAGUUGGGAUUUCAACACCAUUGACAUCGAUGGUGAUACAUCAUUUUUCGCGGAAGUAGAUUUGACCUUUCCCGAUGAUUGUCACGAUCGCCUAUCAGAUCUGCCUCUGGCCCCUGUGAAUGGCGUACCGCCAAACGUGCGUAUGAGUAAAUUACUUUUAACUCUCGCGCCGCGUACUAAAUAUAUUGUUCAUGCUACAUCACUGCGGCACUACGUUCGGUAUGGGGCGGUCAUCGGCCAGGUUCACCGCGUGCUGCGGUUUGCGCAGGCGGCCUGGAUGAGGGACUAUAUAGCCUUUAAUGCUGAGCGUCGUGCCCAGGCUGCGAACCCCUUUGAGAAAUCGUUUUUUAAAUUACUGUCGAACUCGGUUUACGGAAAAAGUUUGGAAAAUACGCGAAAGCAUAAGGAUAUACGCAUCGCUUCCCGAUACGAUUCCAUUUAUGGGGCGGCUGAGCUGAUUGGUCGUCCGACAUUCAAGGCUCGGCGAAUCAUCGAUGAGAGUUUAGUCCUCAUAGAGAUGCUUAAAGGGACGAUUACCUUUGAUAGACCAUUGUACACAGGUGUCGCCAUUUUAUAUUUAUCAAAAUUAGUCCUCUACGAUUUUCAUUAUAAUUACAUGCAAAAGAAAUUCCCUCCACAGUCUCUGCAUCUCCUGUACACGGACACGGAUUCUUUAAUUUACCACGUUGUGUGUGACAACAUUUACGAUUCGAUUCGCCCCGAUUUAGCUUCCCGUUUCGAUACAUCAAAUUAUGCUCCAGGUAAUGAGCAACGCUUCCCCUUGGUUAAUAAGGGUGUAACGGGGGUGAUGAAGGAUGAGGCCGCUGGCAAUGUCAUCACGGAGUUUGUUGGUCUUCGCCCGAAGCUUUACGCGUUUAAGAUGGAGGACAGUUCUUCUACGCGUAAGGCGAAGGAAAUCAAGGCCAGCGCACUGCGUUCACUCCUGUUUCCUCAAUACCUGGAAUGCUUGCUUCAAAAUUCACGGGUUCUCGCGACCCAACACCAUUUCCGAUCGCGAGGCCACACUGUGUUUACGGAGCGUGUGACCAAGGUAGCAUUGUCUUCAGGAGAUGAUAAGCGUUGGCUUUCUGAAGACGGUGUCAGCACUCUACCUUGGGGACAUAAGGACCUACGCCUUUCCCCGGACCAUGAUUAGCCCUUUCAUAUUGUUACGUUCAGCUAUGCUGUCGUCUCCGAGUCAUGGGGUGGCCUAGCGCUUCGAUCCUCCCACCAUUGCACGUGGAGAAUAACCUAGUGAUCUCCCCAACACGAGAUGGCUGUAACAACUUGUGCUGAUAUGUCGGCCCUUAUACCGAAAGAGAUGGCCGAGCUGUUCUUUACGGAGGAGGGUGGGCCACAGCCACCGCGGGACCGUGAGCCUGAAGUUGGCCGUAGCGAUGGCUCUACCGCGCGCCGAGGGAGUUGAAGAGUUGGCGGGGCCUUCGGGGUUGGAGUUGUCCGCCAACCGUGGAUGAGCGACGUGGCUAUUAUAUAUAUACCAAAAGUUAAAUAAAACCAACAUUCUUUUUUA
Bacillus rossius redtenbacheri is the source of this 2289-nucleotide messenger RNA. RefSeq lists its product as uncharacterized. Bases 154 to 1914 code for a protein of 586 amino acids. Gene Ontology annotation, molecular function: DNA binding; DNA-directed DNA polymerase activity; nucleotide binding. Gene Ontology annotation, biological process: DNA replication. The record is from RefSeq and is a predicted model, not a curated record. The transcript is spliced from 2 exons. NCBI's taxonomy places the organism in Eukaryota, Metazoa, Arthropoda, Insecta, Phasmatodea, Bacillidae.